AUGAAUCCUAUCGUUUGGGUUUGCGUUUUCCUGUUUUGUGCAGUAUUUGUUUUUCCAUUUUGGAAGGUCAACGCAAAAGCAAACUACCAAAUAUCCAUCGAUGGUUUUGAAACGAACCCGAACAGCGAUCCGGCUUUCGUUGAUUACGGAGAUGUUCAUCCUUCCCAGAAGGCUCGGAACGUAUUUUUGAUUGGUGGAAACUUCGAACUUUUCAAGGAUGUUGAUAACAGUUAUAAGGCAUCCUACGAAGUUUUCCUCGGUGAAAAUAAGAAACCAAUGUUUACGGGAUCAUCCGGUGCUUGUGAAUUAUUAGACAAUGAUCACAAAAUUAUGCAAAGGCUUCGACAAGUUUCAAAUUUUCCCGAGCGUGGAGUGUGCCCGAUGACGUCAGGAAAGUAUAAAAUUGAUAAUUACGAAGUAGAAGAAAGCCAGCUUCCUGCUAUUUUGCCGAAAGGAAAGUACAAACUCGUACUUGUUGUAAAAAAAGAUGACACUGUUAAAGCUGGGUUUACCAUACAUGUUACGGUUAAGUAAGAAUGAGUAAAUAAAUGG
Molecule: messenger RNA, 552 nt
Organism: Malaya genurostris
Lineage: Eukaryota; Metazoa; Arthropoda; Insecta; Diptera; Culicidae
Exons: 3
Coding region: 1-534 (177 amino acids)
Source: RefSeq, a predicted model, not a curated record